Homarus americanus (American lobster) is the source of this 1235-nucleotide messenger RNA. RefSeq lists its product as uncharacterized. The record is from RefSeq and is a predicted model, not a curated record. Bases 176 to 943 code for a protein of 255 amino acids. The transcript is spliced from 3 exons. NCBI's taxonomy places the organism in Eukaryota, Metazoa, Arthropoda, Malacostraca, Decapoda, Nephropidae.
AAUUCAAAACCGUUACCUACAGUGUUAUCUCUUUAUCUGUACUCUGUCACACACGAGGAACCGUCAGUCAGUAACAGUCGCAUCUGUGUGUAGUGCUCUUUGGUGCUGCUGCUCAAGACUGAAGAUUCUGUAGUAACCAAAAAUAAAUAAAAAAGAAGUUGCAACAAGGUCCUCGAUGAUGAAGUACCUGCACUUUAUUUCCUGUUUCCUUGCGUGGGUGCCGAGUAACACUGAGCAAACCUCCCACCUGGUAGUCUCUUCCGACUCACCAUACUGUACACCCAGUACAGGUAGUCAGAACCUGCGCUGUGAUUUCAAGAAUAACCCUCAACCUGUGUACCUGGAGAACACCCCAUUUGGCAAGAGGAACACAGGUGAAAGGAGGGUCUACAUCAGUAAUGCUAACACAGCCUUCAUAGAUACAUCUGUCUGUGUUGACCGGGUGCUGAGGAAUGUGAAUGAAGUCAUUGUGUACAGCAGCAACUCCUCCAUCACCUGCUCAAGUGGAGAAUUCAGGAUAUACAAUGUUUCUAUAAACACUCUACCACAUUAUAUUUCCAGUGUUUAUAUUGAUGGUUCCAAUGUUGAUUUACUUCAUUUGAAUGGGAGUCAGAUACAAAACCUAAGUAUCAGAAAUUCCACUGUUCGAGAUGUUUACAUUACUGGUGUUAUAAGGGCUGGCAUGACAAUAAGAUUACAAACAUCAGAUAUAGAUGUGUUAAGAAAUAUCACAGUAGAGGGUAAUGCCCAAUUAUUUGCAUACAAUACUGAAGUGAAUUAUAUACCAAAGAGAGCAAUACGAUUUAAUCAUUGUAAAGUUGAUAUAAUCAAAACUAAAAUAAGCCACACUAGCAAUGACAGCAUUGUAGUAUGCAAUUGUACAGAUGAUGAAAGGAAAAACUUGAAUCAAAGUUUCACUACAAUAACUACUGGUAACUGUUGAUCUCUAAUGUAAUUUGAUACCGUAAGGUACUUGGACAAAACAAUUAUUUUUUUUUUUCAAACCUUUUCCCAUUGAAUACAGAUUGACUGGAAGUGAAUAUACACAAACUAAUUUAUUCUUCAUUUGUGUCAUUCAUGCAUUCUUGGCACUCAUACAAUAUCACUUAUUUCUUUUUUUCCUUUUUUAAGGGCAUUAGCCCACCCGGGCACUGGUCAUUUUUAAUGACCCACAUCAAGGCCUGGGGGGCGAAAAUAUAAUAUAAUAAAAUAAUAAUAAUAAUAAUUAUGAUGAU